Messenger RNA from Lachnellula hyalina, 2856 nucleotides. Its product is annotated as Nonribosomal peptide synthetase. The transcript has a single exon. The coding region runs from base 1 to 2856 and encodes 951 amino acids. The record is from RefSeq and is a predicted model, not a curated record. Gene Ontology annotation, molecular function: CoA-ligase activity. Gene Ontology annotation, biological process: biosynthetic process; secondary metabolic process. NCBI's taxonomy places the organism in Eukaryota, Fungi, Ascomycota, Leotiomycetes, Helotiales, Lachnaceae.
AUGUCGAGUCUCUUCGAAGAGCAGCGCCUUGAGAAUCUGCUGAGAGAGUGUGCCGAUAGACAGGCUGGCCUCACAUUCUACAGAAGCAUCGACGCACCACCAGAGUACUUGAGUUAUCGCAAACUCCGGGAUGUUGCAUCAGUCAAGGCUGGGUAUCUUCGACAACACCAUGGAGCUUCCAUAGGCCAAAUCGUUCUCAUCCAUUUUCAAACCCACCUUGAAAAUGUCAUCUGGUUUUGGGCUUGCAUUCUCGCAGGAUGCGUGCCGGCUAUGUCAACGCCGUUGGUGAAGAACAUCGAUGGACGGGCAUCUCAUCUCGCACAUAUCCAUCGACUACUUCUCGAUCCGCUGGUUAUCACAUCACCAAUACUGGUUGAAAGAGACUUUGGUGAUAACAACGUUCUAAACGUUGUGGCAGUUCAGACUGGCGAUCUUUCUGGAACUGAAGUUACCAUCUCGUUGCCGGCCAGCCGAAAUGAGAAUCCAAGACCCCUAUUUCGUGAGCCUGCCAACUCAGAUGUCAACACGCCUAAUGGAGGAGAACGACCAAGUACGUCGCUGAAAGAGGUUGCCGUGUUGAUGCUUACUUCAGGGAGCACUGGUGAUGCCAAAGCAGUGUGCUUGACACACAAACAGAUCUUGACGGCAUGCAAAGGCAAAUUAUCGCAUAUGCCAAUUCCUCAAAGUGCCACAGUACUGAAUUGGAUUGGUUUGGACCAUGUUGGUAGCUUGACAGAGCUUCAUAUCACUGCGAUGCUUGCGAACUGUGAUCAAGUUCACGUUCCGGCGACCGACUUAAUCGCGGACCCUCUCGCAUUUCUCCGCCUUUUAUCAACUCAUCGCGUUGCUCGAACUUUCGCUCCUAACUUCUUCCUACAUAAGCUUCAACAGAAGCUUGAUCUUGCUACAGCACAGGAAAUAGAAGGAGUUGACCUGCGGAAUCUGCUUUACCUUAUCUCUGGCGGAGAAUCGAAUAAUGUCGAUACAUGCGUCAAGUUAUCAAGGCAUCUACAAAGGCUGGGUGCAAUCAAGAGUAACAUCCUUACACCAGGCUUUGGUAUGACCGAAACGUGUGCCGGAUCUAUCUAUAGUCUCAGCUGUCCAGAGAUUGAUACAAGCGCUGGGACCGAAUUUGCAGCUCUCGGCACAUGUAUCCCUGGCAUUGAGAUGCGCGUCACAACUACUGCGUUGAACGCCAAUGAGGGUAGUCUUGAGGUUCGUGGUCCUGUAGUAUUCGAACGAUACUUCAACAAUGCAGAUGCUACUCGGGAAGCGUUCACGAAAGAUGGUUGGUUCCGCACGGGUGAUACAGCUACUAUCUCUGCUCAUGGAACAUUGCGACUUGUUGGAAGGUCGAAAGACGUUAUCAACAUCAACGGCAUUAAGUACCUUCCGCAUGAGUUGGAAAGUGCUAUCGAGCAAGCACAGAUAGCGGGUGUGGCACGCUCUUAUGUAACUUGCUUCGCUUAUCGUUCUAAAGGAGACAACAGUGAGCAAGUCUACGUCGUUUACCAAUUUGAAUACGACGCGUACGACACCGAAGCUCGCGCAAAUGCUCUGCAAGGUAUUAUUCGUACAGUGGCCUUGUUUUCGGGCGCUCGACCCCUAGUUUUACCUUUGAAGUUAGGGCGUCUUGAAAGGUCCACAUUAGGGAAAUUGUCUCGUGCAAAUGUCAAGGCAUUGUUGCUUCGGGGAGAUUAUCAAGACCAGAUCGACUUCGACUCCCAGAUGUUACAAGCUCAUCGAAUAAAGUACGCCGUUGAGCCAAGUACCCCGACGGAAAAAAGACUAAUGCAGGUGUUCCGGGACCUUGACCUUUAUUGCCCCGAUAUGAACAUCAACACGCCUAUUCUAGAUGUAGGGGUAAGCUCAGUGGAUCUAAUUCGACUGAAGCGAGCCGCGGAACAAGCAUUCCAGAUCAUUGAUAUCUCUAUUACCACAAUGAUUACAAACACGACAAUUCGCACACUCGCAAUGGCUAUUGAAGGUCUGCGAUUGUCCCAAGAUGGUGUCCACACUGAAUACGAUCCGGUUAUUACUCUGCAGCCAAACGGUGGAAAGACGCCGCUAUGGCUCAUACAUCCUGGUAUUGGGGAGAUUCUAGUGUUUCUUGGAUUGGUUAAAUAUUUCCCGGACCGUCCCAUCUAUGCUCUGCGUGCUCGCGGACUCAAUGAAGGAGAAAAGCCUUACACUGGACUGCAGGAGAUAAUUACAGCGUACCAUGCCGCGAUCAAAGACAAACAGCCCCAGGGGCCGUAUGCUAUUGCUGGAUAUUCGUAUGGAAGCAUGCUUGCAUUUGAAGUUGCCAAAUAUUUGGAAAAGAACGCAGACAAUGUCCAGUUUCUUGGCUCGUUCAAUCUGCCGCCUCAUAUCAAAACCCGAAUGCGGAGACUGGAUUGGACAGCAGGAAUGGUGCAUAUUGCGCACUUCUGUGGUAUUAUCACCGAACAGCGGUCCGAGGAGCUGAUCCACGAGCUACGCCACUUGUCACAUACUGAGCAAGUAACUAUGCUGCUCGCGGAGAGCGACCAGCAGCGGAGUAUGGACUUGGCGUUGACUCAUGCUGGGCUCCAAAACUGGACGGAGGUGUCGUGGUCACUUCAAAAGAUUGGCUGGGAAUAUGACCCUUCUGAAGAUGUGUCACAUAUGGAUAUCUUCUAUUGCCAACCGCUGAAAGAUGUGGCAAGUACGCGCGAGCAGUAUCGGAAAGACCAUCUGAACCACUGGGUUGGAUUUAUUCGUAACGACCUCAAGUUCUGGGAAGUAGAUGGACAGCAUUACACUAUGAUCGGCCCCGACCAUGUGCCCACUUUCCAAAAGACUUUAAAAAAGGCGCUCAGUGCACGAGGGUUGUAA